This is a messenger RNA of Cottoperca gobio, 3125 nucleotides long. It is a transcript of the gene colgalt1a, whose product is annotated as collagen beta(1-O)galactosyltransferase 1a. The record is from RefSeq and is a predicted model, not a curated record. Gene Ontology annotation, molecular function: procollagen galactosyltransferase activity. The coding region runs from base 146 to 1978 and encodes 610 amino acids. The transcript is spliced from 12 exons. Lineage: Eukaryota; Metazoa; Chordata; Actinopteri; Perciformes; Bovichtidae.
ACUUAAGAAGCUACCGCACAGAUUGUGCUUUUCUGUGAUGACCGCGCAAAGUAGAGACAACUUUUCUAUAGCAGUGUCUCUUCACUAGGCACAACUAUAGCUAUAUUUGUUGUUGUUUUUAUAUAUUUCUUAAUUUAUUGUCGCAAUGCACGGGCUCGCCUGCCUCCCCGCCGCUCUGCUUCUCUUGCUGCUGUCCGGCUGCACUCCUGCUCGGGGAUAUUUUGCGGAGGAGCGCUGGAGCCCCGAGUCUCAGCUCCUCGCUCCCCGGAUCCUCGUCGCCCUCAUCUGCAGGAACUCCGAGCACUCUUUGCCGUAUUUCCUCGGUAAUAUUGAGCGCCUAAACUAUCCUAAGGAGCGUAUGGCUUUGUGGGUGGCAACUGAUCAUAACAAGGACAACACCACAGUCAUCCUGCGGGACUGGCUUGUCAAGAUGCAGAGCCUUUACCAUUAUGUGGAGUGGAGACCAAAAGAGGAACCCAGACGUUAUCGGGAUGAAGAUGGUCCCAAGCAAUGGACAGACCUCCGUUAUGAGCAUGUUAUGAAGCUUCGGCAAGCGGCCUUGGAAUCAGCUCGUGAGAUGUGGGCGGACUACUUUAUGUUGGUGGACUGUGAUAAUCUCCUCACCAAUCCCGAUAUGCUCUGGAAGCUCAUGAGCGAGAACAAGACCAUCAUUGCUCCAAUGCUUGAAUCCCGUGCAGCCUAUUCAAACUUCUGGUGCGCAAUGACCUCCCAGGGUUACUAUAAGCGCACGCCUGCGUACUUACCCAUAAGAAAGCAGGUGCGCAGGGGCUGUUUUGCAGUUCCAAUGGUCCACUCCACCUUCCUGAUAGACCUCAGGAAAGAAGCGACCCGGCAGCUGGCCUUUCACCCACCACACCCAGAAUACAGCUGGGCUUUUGACGACAUCAUUGUGUUUGCGUUCUCCGCUCGGAUGGCAGAUGUUCAAAUGUUUGUAUGUAACAAAGAGACCUAUGGUAACUUACCUGUGCCACUGCGAUCCCACAAUACUUUGCAAGACGAAGCUGACAGCUUCUUGCACUCCGUGCUGGAGGUUAAUGUGCGAAAUCCCCCAGUGAUGCCUUCCAAAUACGUACCUGUUCCUAGAAAACAACCUGACAAACUGGGCUUUGAUGAGGUGUUCAUGAUAAACCUGCAGAGGCGGACUGACCGCCGAGAACGUAUGCUGAGCGCAUUAUACGAGCAGAAGAUUGCUUGUAAAGUUAUUGCAGCUGUAGAUGGAAAAGCGAUGAAUAUCAGUGAAAUUCAUAAUAUAGGCAUCCACAUGCUGCCUGGAUACAAUGACCCCUAUCAUGGUCGUCCACUGACAAAGGGAGAGCUAGGCUGCUUCCUUUCCCACUAUAACAUCUGGAAAGAGAUUGUGGAGCGACGCCUGGAAACUUCCCUGGUGAUUGAAGACGACCUGCGCUUCGAGAUCUUCUUCAAACGACGCUUGAUGAACAUGAUGAAGGAGGUGGAGGAUGAAGGACUGGACUGGGAUCUCAUUUACAUUGGUCGGAAGAGAAUGCAAGUGGAUCACCCAGAGAAAGCGGUGCCUAAUGUACACAACUUAGUGGAAGCAGACUAUUCAUAUUGGACUCUAGGCUAUAUGAUAUCAUUACAAGGUGCAGAGAAGCUUUUGAAAGCAGAACCACUUAAAAGGAUUCUGCCAGUGGACGAGUUUCUUCCAAUCAUGUUCAAUAAACACCCAGUGUCUGAUUAUAUGAAACAGUUUGAAACCAGGGACCUGAAGGCAUUUUCAGCCGAGCCUCUUCUAGUGUAUCCGACACACUACACGGGCGACAGAGGCUACAUCAGCGACACCGAGACCUCCACAGUGUGGGACAAUGACAAGGUCCGUACAGACUGGGACAGAGCGCGCUCAGGAAAAACUGGGGAGCAGGCUGAGAUCAGCAGUGAGGCCCAGAACUCAGAUGUGCUCCAGUCGCCUUUGGACAGUACAGCACGGGACGAGCUAUGAGAGGAACUGAAUAAAAAGCCUUGGAAAGAUUUACAAACCACCAUUUUUUUAAUCAUCAUGUUUCAUCUUUAAAAACGUUAUUUUGCGUCACAUCCAGGGAUGUGACAUCAGAGUUUGUAGAAGGAUUUCAUUUAUCCAGAUGUGACGAGUUAAAAAGGGAUCAGGUGUAUCUUGUGUUUCCCGUCACGCUGUUCGUUUUUUAGUUUUUACUCCUAUAAAGGCACUAGACUUGCCAUUUGGAAUGGCAUUUGCAGUACCCAACUUCUGUCUGUCAUACAGAAAGUAACCUAUAUAUUAGCAAAGAAUGCAAUUGGACUGUUACAUGUCAGUCAUCGGGCAGUUAACGUUGCCCUAAAUUGAGAUUACACUGUGAAAUGCUUUUUUAGAAAUACAUUUCUCAAGACUAGAAAUACAUUUGGCCAGACUGUAUGCCACUGAGAAAAAUCAGGCAUCAGACACUCGUGUCUUAAAUCAACCGGUAAUUAUUCUAUAUUCAUUGGUCCAAGAGGAGAAACGUGCAUGUCUUUUGCUUUGGUACUUUAGUAUUUUGUCUUUUAAACUUAAUAUUGCUGUUUUUAAUUAAUCAUUAGCCAACACUUAAGAUGCCUGAAGCAGAGAUUUACCAAAGCAACAAAUCACACAAGCAACAGUUGUAGUCAACUCAGAAUCAUAGAUUAACAGUACUACAGUAGAGUAUAUACCAAUGCUAUUCAUUAUUCUUGUGUACCUUGUCUCCACUUUGGGAUUGUUUCCAAAGUAAUGCCACCAACCCGCUGUUGACACGGUAAUAGGCGGGACAAACCACUGUACACGCCUCAAACUUGGUGGUUUGGGAGUAACAUGGUAUUAAAUGCCCUUUAAGUUUACUUUAAAAAGAACCCACCCAACCACAUCCAAACACGCAUUAGUCUCCACCUCCUUAAUCAUCUUCAGUUAAAUCUAAAUUUGAGCAUUUUGGGUGAGCAAGACUUGAUAAAAUGUCCGUGCAAAAGAACAUAAACGAAAUAAAGUUGGUAUCAUUUUACAUUUUACAGAAUAUUUAUUCUGUCAUGGUAUUAAUGGGAACUGUUUACCCAUGGAUCUUGCACACAAAUGUUAGUGGUACAUUGUGCAAACAAUAAAUAAAAUGUUUUAUUUUUAAACAAAA